This is a messenger RNA of Iphiclides podalirius (scarce swallowtail), 525 nucleotides long. Lineage: Eukaryota; Metazoa; Arthropoda; Insecta; Lepidoptera; Papilionidae. The record is from the annotation of a GenBank genome assembly.
AUGUGUCUACUGCACCAAAAUAAUCGCGUCUGGUUCGGUGAAAUGGCUUUGGCUGUCAACACCUAUAUCAAACUCGCGCUAUGCGUAACUCUACUACUUGGUGUGGAGUGCCGCGUGAUCAAAAUCGAGGAGGACGGUGGCGGUUCCAGCGACUUUACAGCGAAGAUACUCAUAAAAUACGAGAAGAGGGAUAUUCUCCCAAAGUUGAGACACAAGGAGCAUAUGCGCCCGGAAAUAGUGUACUCGUUGGAACAUAAGAAUAUGAACACUAAAACUGAUGAUCCUCCAGAGACGAAUGACUACGAUGAUAUUGAUAGCUUCAAAAGCGUUAUGCCCAAGAGCUCGUUGCCCGAUAACUUGUUUGAGGAGAAUAGCGAACAGAACGAAGCACGGUCCAUGGGAUGGUCUCACUAUAAUCCAGCGUUAGAACCGAUUCCGGACUUCACACCGCGUGUUGGGAUUAAUUACGGGUAUUGCCCCCAAGGGCAUAUAAGACUUGGGAAUGAUUGCUUUCCGAAUAGUAAU